Messenger RNA from Larimichthys crocea (large yellow croaker), 3092 nucleotides. Its product is annotated as high affinity cGMP-specific 3',5'-cyclic phosphodiesterase 9A. The coding region runs from base 818 to 2437 and encodes 539 amino acids. The record is from RefSeq and is a predicted model, not a curated record. Gene Ontology annotation, biological process: signal transduction. Gene Ontology annotation, molecular function: 3',5'-cyclic-nucleotide phosphodiesterase activity. Lineage: Eukaryota; Metazoa; Chordata; Actinopteri; Sciaenidae. The transcript has 15 exons.
UCCAUGACAGGAAGGUCAAGGCACAGAAGCAGACUCCCAGCUGGCCUCUCUCCUCCACCCUAACCGUGCAGAUCCGUGUCCCCGUUAAUACGCCGGUUAUUGUCGUUAAGAGGCGGCUAACGCUGGAGAGAGAGCCGCUGAACAUCCCGUGGAGCUCUGCUCUGAACACUUCAUCCUCCUGCGAGCAGAACACGAGACAAGUUCACGAAGUGUUCACUGAUCUUCAGAGUCAGCUAACGGUUCAGUGACGUGCCCGCCGUUACCGGGGCUGCAGCCGGUGAACGUUAAACUAACGGUUCAUGUAGCUGUUAGCUCCUGCUGCUAGCACGCUAGCUUUACCCAAAGGCUAACCGAGCCGAGGCUAACCGAGCUAAGGCUAACCGAGCCGAGGCUAACCGAGCUAAGGCUAACCGAGCUAAGGCUAACCGAGCUAAGGCUAACCGAGCUGAGGCUAACCGAGCCGAGGCUAACCGAGCCGAGUUUACCCGCCGUUAGCUGUGACGUCACUCACCGCGUAUAACGGGCCCGUUAAUGAGUCGUUAAUUCAGAGACCGGCUGCAGAUUCACUCACCGGACGGACUGAAGCGUUCACAGAAAAAAAAAAAAAGUCACAAGUGGCGCCGCUGCCUGUGGCCGCACGGUCCCGUUAGUUCACCGCACAGCCCGGCUCGGCUCGGCUCGGCUCGGCACGGCUCGGUAGCUUCAUGGUAAUACUCGGCUGCUCCAGCCAGCCCGGUGUUGGAGUCUCAGCUGCCCGUGCACGCUCGUUAAUUAAAGACUCGGUGACUUUAAGACACAGCGAAUCACCGCAUGUCCCAUGGCAGACGCCGUAGAGUCUGCCGCAGAAUGGCGACACCUGCCGGCCGGGCUGUGCAGCGGCAGCGGCGGCUCCUGCAGGGUGGAGCAGGUGGGUGGAGCAGGUCAUGUCCCACCUGGCUCUGUGAUGACAACAAAAAUAAUCCAUUUCAUGGUCAAUGGGAGGCUGGAGCAAGCUGAGUUUGGAGCCGACUGCUCUGCUGCAGAGGUUAAAGAUCUGUUCCGGGCGGCGGCGGAGGCAGGGCCCCAUCACAUCCUGAAGAUGUACAACACAAACGGCAGCAUGCUGAACAUCUCGCCCCGGCUGGAAGCCAACAGUGAGGACUCGUACUACCGCCUGGAGGUGGUGGCGUCAGAUCUAAAGAGCGUGGGGAUGCCAGUAGAGCUGAACAACAUGGAAUCCAGGCUGAAUCAUUUAGAGCGCAAAGUCAUCGAGGACGUGGGAAAGACUCCGGACAUCAUCUGCGAGCUGAAGAGCCAAGUGGAGUCUUUCAAGAGGAAGCUGGAGAGUGUGGAGCAUCUGAGCUGGAUGGGACUAUUCAAGGAAGACGGUGACCAGCAGCUCUCCAAGUUAUCCCCGAAACCCAAAACAUCUCACCUGAGCGUGCAGGAGGAGCGGCAACAAGUCCGCAGGAAGUUCCUCAACAUGAGCUCGCUGCAGGUGACUGAAGAAGUGAGAGAGCAUCUGAAAACUCCUAUUUUUGACAACUGGCAGUGGGAGGAGGCGGAGAUGCUGGUGCUCCUACAGGUGAUGUUCACCGACCUGGACUUCCUGACGGCGUUCCACAUUAAGGUGGACGUCCUGCAGAACUUCCUGUUUGAGGUCUACUGCCACUACAACAGCAUCCCCUUCCACAACUUCAGGCACUGCUUCUGCGUCACUCAGAUGAUGUACGGGCUCAUCUGGCUGACGGACCUCAGGAGUAAAUUAUCUCGAAUCGACCUGUUGAUCAUGUUGACCUCGGCUCUGUGCCACGACCUCGACCACCCCGGCUACAACAACGUCUACCAGAUCAACGCGCAGACUGACUUAGCUCUUCUCUACAACGACAUUUCCCCUCUGGAAAACCACCACUGUGCCGUGGCCUUCGGCAUCUUGUCCAAGCCGGAGUGCAACAUUCUCAUGAACGUGACCUGUGAGCAGUACAAACACAUCCGAGGAGGAAUGAUCAGAUGUAUUCUGGCUACCGACAUGGCAAGACACAACGAAAUUCUCAACAAGUUCAAAAUCAUGCAGCCAGUUUUCGACUUCACUAACAAGGAUCACAAAGAAGUGCUGAUGAAGAUCAUGGUGAAGGUGAGCGACAUCUCCAACGAGGCGAGGCCGAUGGCUGUGGCUGAGCCCUGGCUGGACUGUCUGCUGCAGGAGUUCUUCAACCAGAGCGACACAGAGAAACUCAAAGGACUUCCAGUGACUCCUUUCAUGGACCGAGACAAAGUGUCCAAACCGUCCUCUCAGACCAACUUCAUCCGAUUUGUCCUCCUGCCACUCUUCUCCGAGCUCACCAAGCUCUUCCCCUGUCUGGAGCAACACAUUCUGGAGCCGGUGCGACGGGCCCUGGAGUAUUACUCCGACCUGGAGAGAGCCGGCAAGGAGGAGCAUGGGACAACCAAAGCAUGAGGAGCAGCAGGGGGAGGCACAUGAGGAGGAGGUGUCUCAUGUAAAUAUGUGUGUUAGCUCACAGCAGUGGUGUGUUAGAGGAAGUUGUUGCUGCUGAAAAUUUGUCUUUUUUUUUUGGUGAAUUUUAGAAUUAGUCCAGCACGCUUGGAACCGGAUCGCCGCAUAAUUAGAUGUUCAGAUUUAGAUUUUUAGAAAACAAAUCUGCUGUUUAGUUCAUGUGGACUGAUUCAAACAGCUCCGUCUGACGGGUUAUGAUGAUGUUGAAGGAUAAGUCUGCUGAUGUUCUUUUAUUUUAUUUAGUCUUAGACUUGAAUCUUCAGGAACUUUCAAAUAUUUCAGUUUGAAAAAUACUGAUUUUGAAUUUCUUGCUUUAUGAUUACAGAUGUUUAAUUAUUGAUCAAUACAUUUAGGAAAGUUUGGCAUAUUUCUUGUGAAUACUGAUUAUAAAUAAAGAUGUGUGUGCAGUAUUUUAAAGGAUCAGUGUGUCCCCGUCGUGUCACUCCCUCCCUCCCGCUGCAGAAACAUUCAAACAAAUGAAAUGAAAAGCAUCAGUGUGAAAAAUACGUUAACUCAGGACUCAGACGACAUGUGAAGGUUAACUGAAAGCUUUAUUUUUAUCACUUCAUUUACAAAUAAAAAAAAAAGUGCAAAUCUC